Messenger RNA from Cicer arietinum (chickpea), 1112 nucleotides. Its product is annotated as germin-like protein subfamily 3 member 4. NCBI's taxonomy places the organism in Eukaryota, Viridiplantae, Streptophyta, Magnoliopsida, Fabales, Fabaceae. The record is from RefSeq and is a predicted model, not a curated record. Gene Ontology annotation, molecular function: manganese ion binding.
AUUGGAUAAUUUAUUCAAAAUAAAGUGCAAGAAAUAGUAACCAAGUAGAAAAUAUUCAAAAUGAAAUCCUUUGUUUACUACAUUUUCUUUGUGUUCUUCUUUGUUGUCUUAGCAAAUUGUGAUAACCUACAAGACACAUGUCCAUCAAUUUCACCAAAUAAACAAACAACAUUCAUCAAUGGUCUACCUUGUAAAAAUCCAAAUAAUGUAACAGCUCAAGAUUUCAAGACAAUGGAGUUAAGUAAACCUAGUUCGACCGACAUUUUCGGCGCAUCCGUAAAACUUGUCAAUGCUGCUGCAUUUCCAGGAUUGAAUACUCUUGGAUUAUCAAUUGGAAGAAUCAACAUUGAUAAAGAUGGAUUAGUAAAUUUUCAUUAUCAUCCUAGAGCUAGUGAAAUUAUAUUUGUUACAAAAGGUGUAUUAAUAGCUGGAUUUAUUGAUACACAAAACCAAGUUUUUCAAAAUGUUCUCAAAGUUGGUGAUGUUUGUGUUUUCCCUAAAGGUUUGUUCCAUUACAUUCUAAAUCAAGGUUUUGAAGAAGCUAUUGUGUUCUCAGUGUUCAAUAGUCAAAAUCCUGGACAAGUAUCAAUUGUUCCUACAACUUUUGACACAACAUUGGAAUCUUUAGAUAAGGUGAAGAAUAGAAUUAUCUCACUUUCUACUUCUCAACUUCGUGACGAUGUUAUCAGUUAGCCAUUCAUAUUUCUUAAAUAUUAAUAGUUUUAACUUGUAUCAGAUUGAAAAGUGUUGAGUGUCUGAAUUGAAACGUUGAUACAUGUGAUUGUAUUUAAUUAUUUUUUAUUACUCUCUCUUGCCUUAAAUAUAACUAUAUAAGAAGUAAGGUAAAAAAACUAUUCCUAUCAUGUGUUACUUUCAUAUUGUUAUUUUGCGUUACGCUUUUAUGUACCUGAAUUGAUUUGUUUGAGAAACUUACAUUAGGUAAUUGGAUUUGUAAGUUUAGUUUUUUCCAACAAGACUCCAUGUAUUGAGCAAGUGGUUGAUUACAUUCAAACUUCUUCUUGAGAAUGGAAUCUUCAUUACUUGAUUAUGGGUUGAUUGGUGACAUUAUCACUUCAUCUCUCAUAGAGCUAUCAUGCAAUUAUAUUUAAAUA